Zerene cesonia (dogface butterfly) is the source of this 641-nucleotide messenger RNA. RefSeq lists its product as uncharacterized. The record is from RefSeq and is a predicted model, not a curated record. Gene Ontology annotation, biological process: mitochondrial proton-transporting ATP synthase complex assembly. Gene Ontology annotation, cellular component: mitochondrion. The coding region runs from base 160 to 582 and encodes 140 amino acids. NCBI's taxonomy places the organism in Eukaryota, Metazoa, Arthropoda, Insecta, Lepidoptera, Pieridae. The transcript is spliced from 3 exons.
UCUAUAUAUAAUAACUGUCAAUUGUCAUUGAUAUUGAUAAUUUGGAUUAAAUAAAAAUUUUAAAAAAGGGGUUAAAUUUUGGAUGAAAAAUCUGUGAACAUUAAAAAUAAAUUUUUAGACCGCACUGCCUUCUUCUAUGCAAAACUUAUGUGAUAAACAAUGAUUCCUUCAAGAAAUAUCCUUAGUUCUGUGUGUAGGGGAUUUAUGAAAAUAAAUAGGAGUUAUGCCACCAGGAAACGGUUUUACCGACGUGCAGACAUUAUUCAAAAUGAAAAUAAAUGGGAGGUUACCUUAGACCAUCGUCGGUUGAAAACUCCCAACGGUCAAGUUUUGACUGUAGAGACGGAACCACUUGCACGAGCUAUAGCAGUGGAAUGGGAUGCGCAACACGAAACUAUUACACAGCCGACCAUGCACUUGGUAUGUGUUUUUUUUUUCAAGCUUCGAAGGUGGGGUCGUGUACCGUGGGCGCAUGAGUUGAACCAAGCAGAGUUAACGUCACGUGUGGCUGCAUCUCUACUCAUUAUACAGAAUUCAACCGAACUUCAUUCUCAAAAAGCGAAAAAAUCACCAAGCGAAUAAAAUAUCAUAUUAUUGUAAUAAAAUUGAAUGUAGAAUUACUAGUAGUAAAUGUUUUGUUU